Ictalurus furcatus (blue catfish) is the source of this 1896-nucleotide messenger RNA. RefSeq names its product zinc finger protein ZFP2-like. Bases 229 to 1881 code for a protein of 550 amino acids. Gene Ontology annotation, biological process: regulation of immune system process; negative regulation of transcription by RNA polymerase II; regulation of cytokine production. The transcript has 6 exons. NCBI's taxonomy places the organism in Eukaryota, Metazoa, Chordata, Actinopteri, Siluriformes, Ictaluridae. The record is from RefSeq and is a predicted model, not a curated record.
GCUUUAACAUUAACUCCACCUUAAACUCACUACAGAUGAAGAGGAGCUGUAGGGUUAUUUUUGUUUUGUUUUGUUUUGUUUUGUCACAGAGGUUAUCAUCUUCAGCGUGAAAAUCUUCCUGAGUGAGUUUUACACUAACAGAUUUUAUCUGUUAUCAGUAUUUCAGGAUGUUUACUACGUUCUCCUUUGAUGUCUGAGAAUUAUGACCUUUAAGACCCAAACCUUAUAAUGGAAUCAGCAGAGGUCCGAGCAUGCUCUUUCAGAAAACCUCCACACACCCCUGCUCCUGCUGGCUCUCAGACAGAAACUUGUACAGAUUCAGGUGGAGGGACAUCAGGAUCUUGGGGACACAUCAACCCCAUGGACCAACAGAACCAUGUAAAAAAGGAUGAAUCUGAGGGUGAAGGCUAUGUCUGUGAAGCAACGCCAGGCUCUGUGGGACACAUCACACCUGUGGAUGAACAGAUAUAUAUAAAAAAGGAAGAACCGGAGGAUGAAGACUAUCUCUGUGGAGAAACAUCCGGCUCUGUGGAAAAUGUAGACCAACAGAGAGGAUUUCAGAGCCUGCAUGUAAAAGUGGAAGAAUCUAAAGAUGAAGACUACAUCUAUACAACGACAGUCUUGGAAAAUGAUGGUGCCCAGUUAGAAGUCUAUUCCUGCUUCUGCUGUUCCCUUUCCUAUACAUCUCAAAUUAACCUCCACAAACAUAUCACAAGGUGCCACUCCGAUGAAUAUGAGAGACUAAUAAAAUCAGGAGAGAUAAUGUUUGAGAAUCUUAUGCCGGCAAGAAGCUCCAGUUUUCAGCAAACAAUCUCUGGUACUUUGCAAAUGCAGAAAGAAGUCUAUCAGUGCUUGCAGUGUGGGAAGAGUUUUACUGACCAGAAAAAUCUCAGAAGACACCAGCACAUUCACACAGGAGAGAAACCACAUCACUGCUCAGAGUGUGGGAAGAGAUUUGUUCGACAGAGUGAUCUCCAAAUACACCUGCGCAGUCACACAGGAGAGAGGCCACAUCACUGCUCAGAGUGUGGGAAGAGUUUCGCCCAACACAGUAGUCUCCAGAGGCAUCAGCGCAUUCAUAAUGGAGAAAAGCCAUUUCACUGCUCACAGUGUGGGAAGCGUUUUAAGCAACAGAGUCACCUCCAGACACAUCAGCGCAUCCAUACAGGAGAGAGGCCGUAUCACUGCUCACAGUGUGGGAAGAGUUUUAUUCAACAAAGUUAUCUCCAAACACACCAGCGCAUUCACACAGGAGAGAGGCCGUAUCAGUGCUCACAGUGUGGGAAGAGCUUUGCCCAACACAGUAGUCUCCAACGACAUCAGCGCGUUCACACAGGAGAGAAGCUGUAUUACUGCUCACAGUGUGGGAGGAGUUUUAUUCAGCAAAGUGAUCUCCAGACACACCAACGCAUUCACACAGGAGAGAGGCCGUAUCACUGUUCACAGUGUGGGAAGAGUUUUGCCCAUCCCGGUAGUCUCCAACGACACCAACGCGUUCACACAGGAGAGAAGCCGUAUCAUUGUUCAGACUGUGGGAAGAGUUUUAAUCGACUGAGUACUUUCAAAGCUCACCAGUUCAUUCACACAGGAGAAAAGCCACAUCACUGCUCACAAUGUGGAAUGAGUUUUGCCCAUCACAGUAGUCUCCAACGACACCAACGAGUUCACACAGGAGAGAAGCCGUAUCACUGUUCAGGCUGUGGGAAGAGUUUUAUUCAACAAAGUGAUCUCCAGACACACCAGGUCAUUCACACAGGAGAGAAGCCCUAUCACUGCUCACAGUGUGGGAAGAGUUUUACUCGACAGAGUACUCUGAAAGCACACCAAGCCAUUCACACAGGACAGACCUAUGAAGUUAUGAUCAUGCCAUUUGAAAUUUGAAUUUAAAUGCAAAAC